Molecule: messenger RNA, 1644 nt
Organism: Saccostrea echinata
Lineage: Eukaryota; Metazoa; Mollusca; Bivalvia; Ostreida; Ostreidae
Exons: 8
Coding region: 57-1451 (464 amino acids)
Source: RefSeq, a predicted model, not a curated record
AAUUUCCUUAUGAAACUCGCCCGGAAAUUCGGAAAAAGUGGAUUUCAUUUGUAAAAAUGAAGAAGAAGGAUUUUACGACCCCAAACCAGUUCUCAGUGUUGUGUGAAAAACACUUUGCUCCAAACUGCUAUCCUCUGGAAUAUUCUAUUAAAAAGUCAAUGGGAAUAGAGGUGAAGAAAAAAAAUCUUCUACCAGAGGCUAUUCCAACUGUUCAAACAGUUGAUAGUGACAAGAGAGCAGAGGCCAGUUCACUUUCUCGCCAUGGAUCUCCAGAGCGUCAUUCGCAACCUAAGAAGAUGAGACCGGCAUUUAGAAAAAGGGAAUGCUUGAGGGUUAUUCAAACGGCCAUAUCUGCAACGGAAGUUUCUGAUGCUGAAAUGGAAAGUGAAGUGGAAGAUGGAGGUUCUAUUCAAUUAUCCAAUACAGAGAGCACAACCCGAAGUGUUGGAUUACAGUUUGGAGGAAAGUCAGUGCACAAAAGAUCUAAAAGAUGUCAGACAAAACUGAAGACAAUGGAUAAAGCAAUUCAAGCGAAUGUUCAAAAACGUCAACACACUACCAGUAUAGGCAUCCAGUGCAACAGAAAUUUAGAGGACCUAGAAGACCUUAAAAAAGUGAGAAAAAGAAAUGAAUGGGAAAGAAUGAGAUCUCGGGAGUGUUCUGAAACCACCCCACAUGCAGCAAAUUUUACUAGCAAUGAAGCUGAAAAAGCUGUUUGGAAGGAAAGAAAAUUCAUAGUAUUUGAGUCACAUCUGCUAGAGUUGUUUAAAUCUUGUCCAUCGUGUGCAUCUUUAUGCCUAUUUCAAAUAAAGAAGAUCAUAGGUUCAUUAGUAAAGGUAGAUCAAACCUGUGGUACAUGUGGCUAUGAGCGUACCUGGGACAGCCAGCCUAUUACUGGGUCUGUUACUUCAGGAAACCUUCUCUUAUCUGCAGCAAUUCUAUUUACAGGGUUACUUACUUCAAAAGCUCUGAGGUUCAUGGAACACAUAAAUAUUCAAACCAUUACACCAAAUACAUUUUUUCAACAUCAGAAGCAUUAUCUGCACCCAUCUAUCUGCUCUGUUUGGAAAACAUUUCAAGAUAAUUAUUUUCAAAAGAUGAUUGAGAGUGGAAAAGACUUGACGAUUGGCGGAGACGGUCGAGCAGACACACCAGGACAUUCGGCAAAAUUUGGAAGUUAUGCCAUUCUAAAUUUAGAACUGUCACCUGUGAUAAAUGUACAAUUAGUACAGAGCAAUGAGGUUAAAAGCAGUUACCACAUGGAGAAAGAAGGCUUUAUUAGAAGCAUCAAUUUCAUAAAAGAAAAAGGAUUAAAAAUUGCAGAAAUUGUGACAGACAGACAUGUACAGAUCGUAAAGCAUGUGCGAGAGGAAAUGCCUGAGACUAUACACCACUUUGAUGUUUGGCAUGUUGCUAAAGGUUUGAAAAAAAAAGUUAACUGCCCUGUCUAAAGAGAAAGAAUGUGAAAGGCUACAGCCUGUGGAUUCGCAGUAUUUGUAAUCAUCUUUACUGGACCGCAGCAUCCACUCCAGAUGGAAAUGGGCAAAUGAUGCUUGAAAAAUGGCAGUCUGUUGCAAAUCAUGUUCAAAAUAUACAUGAACACAACGGAGAUUUAUAUGACAGUUGUCUACAUGGCCCAUUAGA